CUGUAUACUCUUGACACUUAGAAAUGAGAAACGAGAUUGUUCUCAUUUUCGUUAUGUGCUCAGCCGGCAAGGCCUAGGAUUGAUUUCAAAAAUCAGACGGUCUUUUUCCAUGAUGACUGUCGAAGUUGAUCUGUUUACAGCAGAUUGAAUUUCACACUGUAUACAUGAUAUAAAAGAACCACUCUCUCGAGGGAGGAAGCCUUUCCGAUCCGUCUGUGUGUGAAUGAAAUUUGACAGCUCCUUCAUGAAUUCAUGGCAGACAGACAGAUGACUUGAUUUGUAGUUCUUCAUCAACGUUUCUUUCAAAAAACGCUUGAGACAUCAUUGACGUUUAUCAGUCACAGUUCGUACUUCCAUUAAGAUCUUGAGAGACCAAGGACAACGGCAAAAAUUCAUCAAACUUAAGAAAAGGCAAAAGUCAUUUACCAAACACGCCGAAGAGUUUGUUCUUCUUUGAGUUCAACGAUGUUUGCGUCAUACCCAGUUACUGGGUAACAACGGCCCAACGCUAGCUCAAGGAAAACACUUUGGUUCAAACGCAUAUUGCUACGGCAAAAUACAAGGCCAACGCCAAACAAUACCAUUAGGGGAUAAUGUACGCGAGACGUCGGACACCAUAAUCUUUCGGUUGCUAUUUACUUGUCCAAUGCUACACUUACAACAUGUCUCUGCUUAAACCUUAGGACCUCGGCGUUGACUUUAUCUCACUUUGAAUCGAAGCAGAAAAUGUGCACAAAUAUGUACGGUAACUUGACGUGUUACGACGACGCAACCUCCAGGUAUAUACAGGCGUUUUUCAACAGUAUCAACACGGUUCUGAUUAUAUGCGGAAACACAUUAGCACUUGUCAUCGUGUAUCGGACCAAAGCUCUUCAAGAUGCCGCAUUCUGCUUUCUCAUGAACCUUGCUCUCAGCGACCUCCUACUGGGUGUCAUCAGUCAACCUCCUUCAUUGUAUUACGCUAUUUCUUGCCACUGGCCAGGCGGUCCAGAUGGAUUUUACUGCCAAUUUGUGGGUUUCUGCAUAUGCUUACUGUGUUCAGUUUCCGUCAUAUCGCUUGGAUUGGUUAGUUAUGAACGGUACCAUUACACGGUCCACCCCUUCCAGCACAUCAACAAGUUCACGCUCUAUCGAUCUUUAAAUGCAUGCGUAAUUGUUUGGCUGUAUUCCGCUAUCGCAUCCCUUUUUCCAGUGGUUGGUAUUUGGAAAGGUGUAGGGUUGCAACCCUAUAAUGCCCUGUGUAAUAUCCAAUGGGAGGAGGAACCAAUGUAUUUGGUGGCCAUGAUAGUGGGCGUGUUACUCCCCUCCUGGGCGAUGAUUACAUUCUCUUAUUACAACAUUGUGAAAGUUGCGCGUAAAGCUCGUAAGAUCGACGUCAUUAAAAAUCAGGUGACUCUCCGUAACCGUGCACCAGUCUCCAAUAUUGCCAGUAACAUCCCUGCGUGUAUAGCGACUGGUGUCUUGGAUGACAGUUACCAUGACGACAGUACAAUCAGCACGAUUCAUGCCACAUCAAGGUCUUGCAAAAAUCGGGCAAAUUUUAAAAAAACCAUGAGAAGCAACAAGUGCACGCUGACUGUCAGCCUACUGGUGGGGACUUUCAUAGUUUGUUGGACUCCUUAUGUCAUCGUUAAUAUCAUCCAAGCUGUGCAAUGUACACCCAAUUCAUUCGAAGCAAUUGCAUUUGCCCAAUGGAUGUGCAUCUUUAAUAGCGCAUGCAAUCCACUUAUUUACGGACUGACGAACAAAACUUUUCGGGAAGGAGUCAGCAAGUUAAUGCGAGAACUGAAAUGCCGGAGACGAAUCUGACUGUACAGGAGCUACAGGAACUGACUAAGGAUCUUAGUCACGAUAAGAUUAUUUGGCCCUAAAUAGGCCAUCUAACCUACGCACUUGCCCGAUAUAAGGGCUUGUGGUUGUACUUUCAAAUUAAUGUUCAACUUAAUCAGCUAUUACAAAAGCAAAGAUGUCGAUACCGUAUUCGACGGCACAUAUUGCACAUGACACGAUACUUUCUUAGUUAAACAUUCGCAAACGUUAUUUUGUCAAAUUGUUUUACCUUUUACUGAAAUGAACUAGUGAAGGGUAAAAUUCGGUUAAACGUGUGCUAUGGUGUCACAAAUUUGUUAUACAGGACAUUGAAGCUCAUCCCACUUUAAAAGGUUGAUACGCCCCCCCUCAUGUCUUUGCUUCUCCCCUCUUCAUACAUGUGAUGUCAUCGGCGAUCACGUCAUCCAUAUAGCUCGACUCACGGUAUACUGCAUCCUCUCGCAAAAUGUCCAGCUGGGGCCAAUUUUACAGAGCUGCUGCUGAAGCACAAAAUUUG
This is a messenger RNA of Acanthaster planci (crown-of-thorns starfish), 2326 nucleotides long. Its product is annotated as G protein-coupled receptor 161-like. Gene Ontology annotation, molecular function: G protein-coupled receptor activity. Gene Ontology annotation, biological process: G protein-coupled receptor signaling pathway. Lineage: Eukaryota; Metazoa; Echinodermata; Asteroidea; Valvatida; Acanthasteridae. Gene Ontology annotation, cellular component: membrane. The record is from RefSeq and is a predicted model, not a curated record.